Messenger RNA from Eptesicus fuscus (big brown bat), 1672 nucleotides. It is a transcript of the gene CADM3, whose product is annotated as cell adhesion molecule 3. NCBI's taxonomy places the organism in Eukaryota, Metazoa, Chordata, Mammalia, Chiroptera, Vespertilionidae. Gene Ontology annotation, biological process: homophilic cell-cell adhesion. The transcript is spliced from 10 exons. Bases 362 to 1654 code for a protein of 430 amino acids. The record is from RefSeq and is a predicted model, not a curated record. Gene Ontology annotation, cellular component: presynaptic membrane.
AGCUCCCUCCCUCGGCUCCACACCCGAGCCCGGCUGGCGGAGCUCCCCGGGGAGAGGGCAGGAGGCACCACGCCGGCGCGGAGGGGGUGUGGGGGGCGGUGGGAGCGGGGAAGGCUGCAGUCUGUACCCCCCCGCGCCCAGCCCAGCCCCCCGCCACCCCCCUCCACCCGAAUGGUUUGCUCCGAGCGUCCUAUUUAAUCCCCGCGACUGCAGCAGCGCCAGCUCCCUCUCGGUCCAGCCUCGGCCCCGGGGUUGCCGCGGCUCCUGGGCGCCCUCCGGUCGGCGUCGCUGUCCACCCUCCCCGUGCCAGCCCCCGGGGACCCGGCCGCCCGCGCCCAGCAGGGAGCCCGCCGCCAGCGCGAUGGGGGCCCCCUCGGCCCUGGCCCUGCUCCUGCUCUGCGCUUGCUGCGGGGCGCCGGGCUGGGCCAACCUCUCCCAGGACGGCUACUGGCAGGAGCAGGAUUUGGAGCUGGGAACUCUGGCUCCACUCGACGAGGCCAUCAGCUCCACACUCUGGAGCACUCCUGACAUGCUGGUCAGUCAAGACAGUCAGCCCUGGACAUCUGAUGAGACGGUGGUGGCUGGUGGCAUCGUGGAGCUCAAGUGUGAAGUGAAAGACCAUGAGGACUCCUCCCUGCAGUGGUCUAACCCUGCUCAGCAGACUCUUUACUUUGGGGAGAAGAGAGCCCUGCGAGAUAAUCGGAUUCAGCUGGUGAGGUCCACGCCCCACGAGCUCAGCAUCAGCAUCAGCAACGUGGUCCUGGCGGACGAGGGCGAGUACACCUGCUCCAUCUUCACUAUGCCCGUGAGAACUGCCAAGGCCCUCAUCACUGUGCUGGGAAUCCCACAGAAGCCCAUAAUCACUGGUUACAAGUCACCGUUACGGGAAAAGGAUACGACCACCCUACACUGUCAGUCUUCCGGGAGCAAACCCGCAGCUCAGCUCACCUGGCGGAAGGGUGAGCAAGAGCUUCAAGGAGAACCAACCCGAAUACAGGAGGACUCCAAUGGUAAAACCUUCACCGUGAGCAGCUCAGUAACGUUCCAGGUUUCUCGGGAGGAUGACGGGGCCGACAUCAUAUGCUCUGUGAAGCAUCAAUCUCUAGACAAAGCUGACAGAUCCACCUCUCAACGCAUUGAAGUUUUAUACACACCAACGGCGAAGAUCAGGCCGGACCCUCCACAUCCCCGCGAGGGCCAGAAGCUGUUGCUGCACUGCGAGGGGCGUGGCAAUCCCGUCCCCCAGCAGUACCUGUGGGAGAAGGAGGGCAGCGAGCCGCCCCUGAAGAUAACCCAGGAGAGCGCCCUGAUCUUCCCUUUCCUCAACAAGAGCGACAGCGGCACGUACGGCUGCACGGCCAUCAGCAACCUGGGCAGCUACAAGGCCUACUACACCCUCAACGUGAACGACCCCAGUCCGGUGCCCUCGUCCACCAGCACCUACCACGCCAUCAUUGGCGGGAUCGUGGCGUUCAUUGUCUUUCUGCUGCUCAUCCUGUUCAUCUUCCUCGGCCACUACUUGAUUCGGCACAAAGGAACCUACCUGACACAUGAAGCUAAAGGCUCUGACGACGCGCCAGACGCGGACACAGCCAUCAUCAACGCAGAAGGCGGGCAGUCGGGCGGGGAUGACAAGAAGGAGUAUUUCAUCUAGGCUGCCCGCUCACCCUGC